AUGCGCCUCAGCCUGAGUGAUUCUGUCGACGAUCAUCCCGCCAGCGCCAAUCAUGCCAGAACGCCGCGCGCCUGCAGCCGCCGCACGGUCACGUGGUCCGCCGCGGAGAAGAAGGAAAAUGGGAUGCGCGGAGUCGCCGCGGCAGGCAGCACCGCCGCCCCUGUGAUGCGGGUGGAGGACGGCGCCGCGCGCGCCGCGCGCGCGGCGGGGUUCUUGGACGCGCUGAUUUCGUUGAAGAGCGCGCAGAUUGACGCAGUGAGGCGGGAACGCGUGCAGAUGAGCGCGGAACUGGCGGAAGGGGUGACGCAGGUGCGGAGCAUGGAAACGGGGAUGGCGGAGCGACGACGUGUUAUUGAAAGCCUCAUUGCACGGAUAUCGGAGAAGCAGGACAUGAAAUGUAAAGACAGAGCGACGGGCGGGAAGGGUACAUUGGGGGAAGCGGUUGAGGGGGAAAGCACGGAGGAUGACAUGGGAAGCCUAUAUGAUGACGAAGACGAAGAUAUGCUGGAGGUUGUGGGGUAUGAUGGGGUUGGGAGCAGCGCGGAGGAGUUAAGGGCGAUGCUAAAGGUCGCGAUGCGCGAGAUGAUGACUGACUUGAGACAACUGGAGCUCGCCGCCCUUCACGCUCAGUACCGAAGCGGUGAGAUACGAGGCGAUAUGCGGCAUAAAUCCACGGAGAUGGUGGGCAUGAGAGAGGCGAGGGAGCAGCUGGUGCGGCGGAAAGACCGGCUGGUGCGGCAGCAGCUGCUGCUUCCUGCUGGCUAG
Molecule: messenger RNA, 765 nt
Organism: Closterium sp. Naga37s-1
Lineage: Eukaryota; Viridiplantae; Streptophyta; Zygnematophyceae; Desmidiales; Closteriaceae
Source: the annotation of a GenBank genome assembly